AUGUCACCCGAAAUCCAAAACUCACCAUUAAUAAAGCAACUUGUUGCUAAUGAUAAACCUACCCGUGAUGCAGCGUUAGUAUCCCUACGAAAAUAUCUCGCUGGUCGCCGGGACUUACCAUCAACAGAACUCCUCAAACUGUGGAAGGCUCUGUUCUACUGUCUGUGGAUGGCAGACCGGCCGCUAACUCAACAAUCUCUCGCAAAAUCACUCGCACAACUCGUCAACAUAUUGCCUGCAAAUUCUGUUGUGCCAUUUCUGGAAGCCUUUUGGCAGACAAUGCAGAGAGAGUGGACAAAUAUCGAUGUCUUGCGAAUGGAAAAGUUCCUACUCCUGACUCGGCUCUACCUUGCUGCUUGCUGGGAAGUGCUAAAGCGUAAUGAAUGGGAAGCAGGCUGGAUUGAACGAAUACUAAAAUUGAUAUCUGAUAUACCAUGUAAUGUGGAAGAUUAUAAAAUACCAAAUGGAAUGCGCUAUCAUGUUAUUGAUGUCUACGUCGAUGAGCUUGAACGAGUGGGCGCGUUCGAACCAAACGCGAUUGCACCAUUAGAAAUAAUACUAGAACCCCUGAGGAAUCUAGCCCAGCAUAGCCCUACAAAAUCAGUACGAAUUAAGGCGAAGGAAGCACUUCAAGAUAGUCGUCUACCCGAUAGCAUUCCAGAAGAACCCAUUGCAAGCGAGGGAUGGAACGGUUUCCAAGACUAA
This is a messenger RNA of Blumeria graminis f. sp. triticale, 705 nucleotides long. Lineage: Eukaryota; Fungi; Ascomycota; Leotiomycetes; Helotiales; Erysiphaceae. The record is from the annotation of a GenBank genome assembly.